GCAACGAGAUCAGUGACAUUUAAAGCCUGUGGAAGUUGAACGGUAGGCGACCUGAAGCCAGAACCUACGGUUUUAUUCCCAAAAGUAUGUAUUUAUGACGCACUGCCUUCUCAAAUCGGAUAAUAUAGGACACCGGGUGAGCGGCUGUGUUCCGUAGCUUCACCGCCAGCUGACUGCUGACAGCGAGCUAGCUGCUGCCGCCGAGCUGCUCGCUGCUGCUGCUGCUCUGCAGUCGUUCGCCGCGACCAUGAGUGAAGAUGACAAUUGCGCAUCGGCCAACAAAGACAGGGACUCGACUCUGUUGCUCACCAAAGACGGCCAGCGGUACUACGUGAGUAAGAGCGGCGUGGUCGACAGCAGGAAUGUGAUCACGCCGCACGAGCCGGACAACAACGCCUCCUCCUCCUACGACAUGGACGACCCCGACGAGGAGAGCGACGUGCUGGACACGUCGGACCCCAGAGACAGCGCCGCCAGCCCGGAGGAGCUCAACGACGAGGACACCUCGGAGGGCGACAGCGCGCCCAAACAGUGCACCUACGACGGCUGCACGGAGACCACGACGCAGGUGGCGAAGCAGAGGAAGCCCUGGAUGUGCAAGAAGCACCGCAACAAGAUGUACAAGGACAAGUACAAGAAGAAGAAGAGCGACCAGGCCAUGUCCACUGGAAAGCUCGACGAAAACUCGGAGGAGAGGCCGGUGUCUGUGAACAAACAGCGUCUGGGUGCCGUGGGUGACCGGCCAGCCAGACCCUCCCUGAUAGAGCAGGUCCUCAACCAGAAAAGACUGUCACUGCUGAGAAGUCCCGAGGUGAUCAGCUUCCUGCAGCAGCAGCAGCAGCUCCUCGCCACACAGAGCCGCAGCCAAUCACAGCAGCAGCAGUUCCCGGGCUGUUGACGUCGGCCCGUCGGUGUUUUACUUUGUAUUUUGGACAGAGAGCACUGAAGAGACACUGGCACGUCAUGCGUAACUGGAUGGUAACCGUGCACUGUCAACUUCCCCCCAGCAGGACGCAGAAGAAGAAACAAAUAACAUGGUAAUCAUAUUGGUUUUAUAAACUGGUUAUAUGGUUUUAAAGGUGUGUUGAGACUAGUGGACAGAACUAGGUGAACUAAUCCAAAUCCCCCUAAAGGCAUGAGUUUCUGAGCAUGUCUGGUGCUAUUGCUCUUCACUUUUACUUGUGAAUCGACUUUUUAUUUUAUUUCCCAUUCUUUGAGUUAGUCCCCUGUCUCGAUGUGAAAAUAAUAAUAAUACCGCAGGUAUUGGAUUUGCGAUUGUCUUGUCAAAGUGAUUCAGAUGUCGAAGCCUCAAUUUAACUGAAGCUUCCUGUGAGCUCAACUUGAGGUGUGUGUGUGUGUGUGUGUGUGUGUGUGCGUUGCAUGGAGCCCUGUUGUAGCUCAGACUUUCACGACUUGUCGUUAACCACAUUAACGGUAUAAAAAAAAGGAACACGCAUUGAGUUUGAUGGGAUUCAUAUUGAUGAUGCUCGCUAUGUUGUUGAACUGUCCCUAACUGUACGUGAUUCUUGUGUUUUUAAGUUGAAGUGUAUAUGCUGCUGUGCGUACGAGAGUAAAGUUCUUAUUAAGUUAA
Messenger RNA from Pseudoliparis swirei, 1591 nucleotides. It is a transcript of the gene rfxap, whose product is annotated as regulatory factor X-associated protein. The record is from RefSeq and is a predicted model, not a curated record. Lineage: Eukaryota; Metazoa; Chordata; Actinopteri; Perciformes; Liparidae. The transcript has 3 exons. The coding region runs from base 248 to 898 and encodes 216 amino acids. Gene Ontology annotation, biological process: regulation of transcription by RNA polymerase II. Gene Ontology annotation, cellular component: nucleus.